Nerophis lumbriciformis (worm pipefish) is the source of this 6566-nucleotide messenger RNA. RefSeq names its product nectin cell adhesion molecule 1b (gene nectin1b). The record is from RefSeq and is a predicted model, not a curated record. NCBI's taxonomy places the organism in Eukaryota, Metazoa, Chordata, Actinopteri, Syngnathiformes, Syngnathidae. Gene Ontology annotation, biological process: protein localization to cell junction; heterophilic cell-cell adhesion; homophilic cell-cell adhesion. Gene Ontology annotation, cellular component: adherens junction.
GGAGGGGAGGGGGGCCGUCAUUCGGUCUCGGAGACUCGGAGCUGCAGGAUCGAUCGGACUUUUCACCAUCGGAUUUUUGUCUUCCCGGGAAACAUCCACCUUUUACCGCGGGGACGUGGAGGCUCGGACGCUGCGGGAAGGAGCCCUUUUCCCGCUGAAGUGUUGGAAAGUUGCAGCAUCGAAGAGUCCAUGGAUGGAAUAGUCAUCGGGUACUGAUACUCGCAGUACUAGUACUAGUUAACUAGUAGUAGUACUAGUUGUAGUACUACCUCUACAUUCUGCACCUCCGGCCGCUCUUUGUGCGUAGCAAGGAGGCGGCGAUGGCGCUCGUGCUUGCGGGGAUUUACGUGCUCUUCUCGGCGCUGCGCGUCCAAGACGUCAGCGCUCAGAUGGUGCAGAUGGACUCGGGGAAGUCGGGCUUCGUGGGCUCUCAGGUGGAACUUCGCUGCAUCUUCAUCAACAGCAACCCGCCAGUGAAGAUCUCGCAGGUGACCUGGCAGAAGCUGCUGAAUGGAAGCAAGCAGAACGUGGCCAUCGCCAACCCCGCCCUGGGCGUGUCCGUCCUGCCGCCCUUCAAGGAGCGCGUCAGCUUCAAGCAAGCGGCGGUUCGUCACCGCACGCCGUCGCUGGAGGACACCACCAUCGUCUUCAACAACCUGCAGUUGUACGACGAGGCAACCUACAUCUGCGAGUACACCACCUUUCCUGCUGGCAACCGCGAGAACAUGGUCAACCUUACCGUCUUUGCUCGCCCCAUGACCCGCAUGACUCUGACUACGCCCACCAUCGUGGCCCGGCCCCAGCGCCGCAAGAUGACGGUGGCCAGCUGCGUGUCGGCCAACGGGAAGCCCCCCAGCGUCAUCAAGUGGGACACCCGGCUGAAGGGCGAGGCCACCUUCCAAGAGACCCGCAACCAGAACGGCACAGUGACGGUGCGCAGCAACUACGUGCUGUUGCCUGGCAGGGAGACGCACAAGCAGAAGCUGACGUGCAUCGUGACGUACCGGAAUGAGAGGUUCUCCGAUAGCGUGGUGCUCAACGUGCAGCACGAACCCCAGGUGAAGAUUGAAGGCUUUGACAGCAACUGGUAUCUAAACCGUCAGAACGUACAGCUCACCUGCCAGGCCGACGCCAACCCUCCUGUCACCGUCUACCAGUGGAAACUCUUGAACGGCUCUCUGCCGAGCAAUGUGGAGAUCAGGAACAACAGUUUGUUCUUCAAAGGCCCCGUGACCUACGACCUGGCCGGCACGUACGUGUGCCAUGCUACCAACGGCAUCGGCACGCGCACUAGCAUGGUGGACGUCAACAUCACAGAAUCCCCUAGAAAACCCGCGGGGGGCGACGAUGCGGCGCAGGAGCAGGACUACACGGGUGGGGCCAUCGUGGUGGUGGUGGGGGGCGACGAUGCGGCGCAGGAGCAGGACUACACAAAUGUGGCCAUCGGGGUGGCGGUGGGGGGCGUGGCCCUGUUGGCCGUGGCCGCCGUGGCGCUGUGGGUGUUGGUGCGUCGCCGCCAGCGCACCUUCAAGGGCAACUACAGCACCAAGAUGCAGGUGCUAGGCAACGGCAAGGCCCCGCCCCCUGGCGGCCUGCACUACCCCGAGGACGAGGAGGACGAGGAGGACAAGAAGCCCUCGCAGACGGCGGGUGACGAGGGCGAGGGGGAGGAGCUGAAGAGGCCCUACUUUACGGUGGACGAGGGCGGAGACUACGACCAGCGGACUCUGGCCUUCCAGUACGACCCCCGACAAGAAGUCAGCGACGACAUGAUCUCGCAGACCGACGGCUCCGUCAUCUCCAAGAAGGAGUGGUACGUGUAGGCUCCGCCCCCGGCCUCACGCGCCGCCGCCUCCUCGUCACCACCCGCACUGCACCCCUCCCCCACUCUCACCCCCCUCCCUCCCCCACCUUUGGACCCGUGUCACCCGACUGGACAAACUGAUGUCAGCACACGCGCACAACCACACACACACACACACACACACACACACACACAUGCUCUGUAUGACAUAUAAAACACACACACACACACACACACACAUGCUCUGUAUGACAUAUAAAACACACACAUACACUCACAUGCUCUGUGUGACAUAUAAAACAAACACACACACACACACACACAUGCUCUGUAUGACAUACAAAACACACACACACACAUACUCUGUAUGACAUAUAAAACACACACACACACACAUGCUCUGUAUGACAUAUAAAACACAAACAUACACAUGCUCUGUAUGACAUAAAACACACACACACAAGCUCUGUAUGACAUAUAAAACACACACACACAUGCUCUGUAUGAUAUAUAAAACACACACACACGCUCUGUAUGACAUAUAAAACACACACAUGCUCUGUAUGACUUAUAAAACACACACAUGUUCUGUAUGACAUAUAAAACACACACAUGCUCUGUAUGUCAUAUAAAACACACACACAUGCUCUGUAUGACAUAUAAAACACACACAUGCUCUGUAUGACAUAUAAAACACACACACACACACACACAUGCUCUGUAUGACAUAUAAAACACACACACACACACACACAUGCUCUGUAUGACAUAUAAAACACACACACACAUGCUCUGUAUGACAUAUAAAACACACACACACACAUGCUCUGUAUGACAUAUAAAACACACACACACACAUGCUCUGUAUGACAUAUAAAACACACACACAUACACACACAUGCUAUGUAUGACAUAUAAAACAGACACACACACAUGCUCUGUAUGACAUAUAAAACACACACACACACUUGCUCUGUACGACAUAUAAAACACACACACACAUGCUCUGGAUGACAUAUAAAACACACACACACACAUGCUCUGUAUGACAUAUAACACACACACACAAGCUCUGUAUGACAUAUAAAACACACACACACAUGCUCUGUAUGACAUAUAAAACACACACACACACUUGCUCUGUACGACAUAUAAAACACACACACACAUGCUCUGGAUGACAUAUAAAACACACACACACACAUGCUCUGUAUGACAUAUAAAAGACUGCCACUUGUGAAAAGUCCAACACUGAAUUUCUGUUUUGCCAAAUCAUUGCCAUGUUUUUUAUAAUCUUAUUUUUAAUGAUUUAGAUGUUUUGAUGAUUGAGAUGUUUUCAAAAUAAUAUUUUUGUAAUCAAACAUUUUGCAGAAAGGAGAAAAAACAAUGCAGACGCUGGAAUUGAUUUGUUUUUGUCUCUUUGUUUUGUUUUUGUACUUUGUUUGUUUUUAUUGAGUUAGGAUAUGUGACCUCCAAGUGAGAAUAAACAUGUGUUGUGACAUUUAGCAGGAAAAGGAAAAGGUCAAUGUUUGCUAAUUAUGUUUUUGUUUGUCAUGUUGUUGUUUUUUGUGUUUUCGUUUUCGUUUUUUUUGUUUUUGUUUUUUAAUUUUUGAUUUACUUUUUAUGUUUUUUUUAUGUUUUGAUGUUGUUUUGCUUUUUUAUGUUUGUUAUGUUUUUAUGUUUUUUAAUGUUUUAAUGAUUUUAAGUUUGUAUGUGUUUUUUUUCUUUUUUAUGUUUUUUAUGUUUUUAUUUUUUUUUCCUUUUUAUGUUUUUAUGUUAUUUUAUGUUUUUUUUUUUACGUUUUUAUGUUUUUUACGCUUGUAUGUUUUUUUUCAAGUUUGAAUGUUUUUUAUAUUUGAAUGUUUUUUUUAAUAUUUUUAUGUUUCACAGCGUCUGUUUGUUGGGGGGUGUGGGGUAGGGGUACGUGUUGUUGGCAUUAAUUCUCGCAAGCAAGACUGCAAAAGAAAAAAAGGGAAUUCAGACAUUUAGCCAAAUAUUUUGCCUGCUGCUUCUUUCCUUUAUUUUGAAACCAACGAUUGAUUUUUCUUUGUCUUUUUAUUCCUGAACGCAUAAUCCAAGUUAAAAAAGUGUUUUUUUGUCAAAUUGAAUAACACCUUCUUUCAUGCUUGGUGUUUACUGUAAACAAAGAUGGCGUCCAUCACCUGGCUGUUCCAGGAGAAGAGAGCAUCACGCGUCAACACAUCAAGCCUUAUCAGUGGGGGUGGGCAAUACUUGGAGUCAAUACCAAGUAAACACGGUAUCGCUGAUAUCCAUUCCAAGACUUUAUUGGAGAACUUUGUGAAAUUUGUCAAGAAAGAAAACGUUUCUUGAAGUAAAUACAACAAGCAGAAAGAAUGAAUGAAUGAAUCCUUGAUGAGACUCACACUUGUUGGAGGGAAAAGUCAACAAUGUAACAAUAAUAUCAACAUUACAACAACAACACAUGGAGGGGGAGAGGCUACGUGCGCCUCAGAGCGAGGAUGGUCACAUGUUCUCUGAGAGAAAAUUCAAGUACAUAAGAAAAAUUGCAGCAAAAGUAUCGAUUCCAUCCCACUCGUAUCGAUGUGAUACAAUAGCCACACCAGUAUCCAUGUUAAGGAUAUUUAUCGAUUCCAUCCCACUCGUAUCGAUGUGAUACAAUAGCCACACCAGUAUCCACAUUAGGGAUAUUUAUCGAUUCCAUCCCACUCGUAUCGAUGUGAUACAACAGCCACACCAGUAUCCAUAUUAGGGAUAUUUAUCGGCCGCAGGGUUUGUUUUGAAAACAAACUCUUCCUCUGCUUCUAAAGAAGAAAUUAUUGCACAAUAGAAAUGAUCAUCACAAAUAAAAAUGUGCAAAUACGAGGAAAAUUAGUCAAAGUAACGGAAACGUUUUUAUUCUUUUUAAAUCAUGUCGGCUUUUAAAUCACAAUUUGACAAAGUGUUUUUUUUUUUUUUCUACUUCUGUUGAAAGUCGGCUGAAAAGUUUGUUUUGAUGAAAGCAGUUUUUGUGUUUACAUGUUUUGGUGAAUUAUUGAGUGCCUAAACACUUUUGGAAGCACAAGUCAUUGACGCUAGCACAAUGAUGCCCCUAGUGGUCAGUCAGUGACGCUAGCACAAUGCUGCCCCUAGUGGUCGGUCAGUGACGCUAGCACAACGCUGCUAAAGGUCGGUCAGUGACGCUAUCACAAUGCUGCCCCUAGUGGUCAGUCAGUGACGCUAGCACAAUGCUGCCCCUAGUGGUCAGUCUUUGACGCUAGCACAAUGCUGCCCCUAGUGGUCAGUCAGUGACGCCAGCACAAUGCUGCCCCUAGUGGUCAGUCAGUGACGCUAGCACAAUGCUGCCCCUACUGGUCAGUCUUUGACGCUAGCACAAUGCUGCCCUUAGUGUUCAGUCAGUGACGCUAGCACAAUGCUGCCCCUAGUGGUCGGUCAGUGACGCUAACACAACGCUGCUAAAGGUCAGUCAGUGACGCUAACACAACACUGCUAGUGGUCAGUCAGUGACGCUAGCACAAUGAUGCCCCUAGUGGUCAGUCAGUGACGCUAGCACAACGCUGCCCCUAGUGAUUGGUCAGUGAUGCUAGUACAAUGCUGCCCCUAGUGGUCGGUCAGUGACCCUAGCACAACGCUGCCCCUAGUGGUCGGUCAGUGACGCUAGCACAACGCUGCUAGUGGUCGGUCAGUGACGCUAGCACAACGCUGCUAGUGGUCGGUCAGUGACACUAGCACAAUGCUGCUAGCGGUCAGUCAUUUGAUGCUAGCACAACGCUGCUAGUGGUCGGUCAAUGAUGCUAGCACAACGCUGCUAGUGGUCGGUCAGUGACGCUAGCACAACACUGCUAGUGGUCGGUCAGUGACGCUAGCACAAUGCUGCUAGUGGUCAGUCAGUGACGCUAGCACAACGCUGCUAGUGGUCAGUCAGUGAUGCUAGCACAACUGUGCUAGUGGUCAGUCAGUGAUGCUAGCACAGCACUGCUAGUGGUCAGUCAGUGACAGGUUUAACAACACUGCCCCUAGUGGUUGAAGCACAAAGCGACAGGUUUGCUGCUUGAUGUUUUUCCACUUUGAUCCAUUUCCAUCCAUCCAUUUUCUAACGCUUGUCUCUUUCGGUGUCGCGGGGGGUGCUGGAGCCUAUCCCAGCUGUAUUUGGGUGGAAGGCGGGGUACACCCUGGACUAGUGAUAAUAGUAAUGAUGAUAAUAAUAAUAAUAAUACAAAUGAUAAUAAUAAUACAAAUAGUAAUAAUAAUAAUAAAAAAUAUAAUCAUAAUAAACAUAACAAUAUAAUAAAAAUUAUAAUAUGAAUGAUUAUGACUUGACUUCAUCCUAAACCAGAUUUUGUAUUUUGUGUGACAUUGUGCUGUAAAAAGUGUACAUAGGUUGAGAGAAUACUCAAAGGUCAGCGUCCAGUGCAGUCUGACCACUAGGUGUCGCCUUCCUGGUGUGUCCAUGUUGUGUGAAUGUAUAUUUGUGUUAUAAAAUCAUUGUUGAAAUUGUGAUGACUCAGUGAAGUGACUUGUAUUUGUUUGACGCAUUAAAUUACUUAUUAAAUAAGGUCUUUGUGUCUUAGUGAUCACAAAUGUUGACUCAUUAGCUCGCAUUAAUUCUCAUUAUUAAAAUUGCACCCUGUCAUUAAAAUACAUGACAUUACUUCAAGUCUUCCAUUGUUGUUUGUGGUUUAUGUUUUCUACAAACCUCAAACCACCUGACGUCACUCUGCUCUCUGAUUGGUUGCCAGGUUGUCAACAGGAAGUGAAACAAAAAGGGGUUUGAUUGAUUUUG